Vicia villosa (hairy vetch) is the source of this 2632-nucleotide messenger RNA. RefSeq lists its product as uncharacterized. The transcript has 13 exons. Lineage: Eukaryota; Viridiplantae; Streptophyta; Magnoliopsida; Fabales; Fabaceae. The record is from RefSeq and is a predicted model, not a curated record. Bases 139 to 2397 code for a protein of 752 amino acids.
UUAAUCUCACCCCUUUCAUCUUUAUUCAAUUAUUCAUUUUUUUAAUUAUUCUUCAUCUUCAUUCUUUUUUCUAUUCUUUCUUCUUCACUAUUCUUUUUUCACAAUCCAAAGGGUUUUUCAGAGCUUCUUCACUCUCUAAUGGCGGACGAAUUUUGCAGAGCCGUUGACGACGGUAUAAAGCUCUCCAGACGUACAUACUUCGGCAAAGACAGAGCGGUGGCACCGCCGAGGCCUCCGACGUUAAUGGAAAGGUCAUCAAACGCGCUUCUUCCUAAAGCACCGAUGGUUUACGCGGUGAUUUACGAUCCAGGGAUGGUUGAUAACCCUGACGUCGCUAGCUACCAACCUUACGUGUACGGACGGUGCGAUCCUCCGGCACUUAUUCCGCUUCAGAUGAACGCGAUUGAGAUGGAAAUUGACUGUUAUCUUGAUACUGCCUUUAUCACUGUCUCCGGUACUUGGAGACUCCACUGCGUUACCGGUAGUCGCUCUUGCGAUUGCCGUCUUGCCAUUCCCGUCGGCCACCAGGGUUCAAUUCUAGGUGUUGAGGUGAAUGCUCCUAGAAAAUCCUAUUCAACUCAAGUGGUAGUUAUGGAUGAGAACCAAAGUGCUACACCAGCUCAAAAUGGAGGAUAUCUUAAAUCAAAUAUAUUUACUUUAACUAUACCAGAGAUUGAUGGGGGUUCGAAUUUAUCAAUUAAAAUGCAUUGGUCUCAGAAAGUAGAAUGCUCCAAUGGUGAGUACUCUUUGAAUGUGCCAUUCAGUUUUCCAGAUUAUGUCAAUCCUACUGGGAAGAGAAUGGCGAAGAUAGAAAAGAUACGCCUGAAUGUGGAUGUUGUUGCUGGGAGUGAGCUUCUGUUCAAGACAACUAGCCAUCCCCUACAGGAAGUGAGGCGUCAUGCCGGGAGUAUGGGUUUCUUAUGUGAUAACCAAGUUCUCUCAUGGUCCAAAGAUGAUUUUAGCUUUUCAUAUGCAGUCUCCUCAAGUCAUAUAAACGGAGGUGUUCUCUUGGAAUCUGCAUCUGCACAUGAUUUUGAUCAAAGAGAGAUGUUCUACAUAUAUCUUUCUCCUGGAGAUAUUCGAAAUAAAAAUAAGAAGGUAUUCAAAAAGGACAUAAUAUUCAUCAUCGACAUCAGUGGAAGCAUGCAGGGAAAGCUGAUGGAGGACACAAAAAAUGCACUACUGUCUGCUCUCUCUAAGCUUAAUCCUGAUGAUCUGUUUACGAUUAUAGCUUUUAAUGAAGAGAGUCAUCUAUUUUCGAAAUCGCUGGAAUUGGCUUCCAAUGAUGCUGUAGAAAGGGCCAGUGAGUGGAUCAACACAAACUUUGUUGCUGGGGGCGGUACAGAUAUUUCACAUCCCUUAAAUAUGGCAAUAGAAAUGCUGUCCAGUGCUCAAAGUUCAGUUCCAAUAAUUUUCCUAGUUACUGAUGGAACUGUUGAAGAUGAGAGACAAAUUUGUGCUAAGGUAAAAAAUCAUAUGAUCAAGGGAGAGUCAAUAUGCCCUCGAAUAUACACUUUUGGUAUAGGUUCAUUCUGCAAUCAUUAUUUCUUGCGGAUGCUUGCUAAUAUUGGUAGGGGCCAAUAUGAUGCUGCACUGGAUGUAGAUUUGAUUGAGUCUCGAAUGCUGACGUUGUUUGAAAAAGCUUCAUCUCUCAUUCUUGCAAAUAUCAAAAUGGACAUGUUGGAUGAAAUCGAUCAAGUUGAGGUAUAUCCGUCCAGUAUCCCGGAUCUUUCGCUAGAGGGUCCUUUGGUUUUAUCAGGCAGAUACAAGGGAAAUUUUCCUGAAACUCUUAAAGUCAAUGGUAUCUUGGCUGAUUUUAGUAAUUUUGAAAUAGAUUUGAAGAUACAGAGGGAUAAGGGCCUACCCGUACAAAAGAUUUCUGCCAGAGAUCAAAUAGAGCAUUUUACUGCUCAAGCAUGGCUUUCAGAUAAUAAACAAUUAGAACAAAAGGUUGCAAAACUGAGCCUGCAGACUGGCUUCAUGUCUGAGUAUACAAGUAUGAUAAUGCUUGAGAAUGAUCUUCUAAAGAAAACCAAGGAAUCACCUGGAGCGAAAGAAGAGCCAAAAAAGAAACAUUCCAAGGCAAAUGUCCAAGGCCAGAAAGGCCAGAAAACGAUUAUACUCCCGCACUUAGGUAUUGGCUUUGGCAACUUAACUGCAACAGCUCAAAAUACUCCUCCAGGAUUUGAACCGAAGCCUGAAAUGCCUGAAAUCUUUAAAGCAGCCUCAAAUUGCUGUGAGACCGUGUGCAGUUACUGCUGUUGCAUGUGCUGCAUCCAGUGCUUUUCCAAGAUGAACAACCAAUGUUUAACUGUAUUGAACCAACUUUGCAUUGGUCUCGGAUGCCUCGCCUGCUUUGAAUGUUGUUCACUAUGUUGUGGUGGAGACGACAAUUGAAAUUUACUCUUUUUCCAGAUUAUUGUAUUUUAUUGCAUAGAAAUAUCUAUUUAUAUAGUUCUUUUGGAGAUGUAUAUGAGUAAGUCUUCUGUUAUAAUUUAGCAGUUGCUUCUGUAGUGUUGUUGUAUAGCUUUUUAAAGAUAGCCGUGCAGGUUUUAAACUUUGCCAUAGAAAGUAAACUAUACCGAGAAAAAAGAAGAAUUUAUAUACUGAGAAAGAAGAAUUUGUACAAUAA